Messenger RNA from Vidua chalybeata, 3025 nucleotides. It is a transcript of the gene SLC5A1, whose product is annotated as solute carrier family 5 member 1. The transcript has 15 exons. Gene Ontology annotation, biological process: transmembrane transport; sodium ion transport. NCBI's taxonomy places the organism in Eukaryota, Metazoa, Chordata, Aves, Passeriformes, Viduidae. The coding region runs from base 219 to 2162 and encodes 647 amino acids. The record is from RefSeq and is a predicted model, not a curated record. Gene Ontology annotation, molecular function: D-glucose:sodium symporter activity. Gene Ontology annotation, cellular component: plasma membrane.
ACUGUGAAAUCUGCAGCACCUGUAACAGAGGAGGACUCUUUGGGAAAGAGUUGUCCAAGGAAAAGCAGCAGUUUCAACUUGUGUCCCAUUGGAGACAAGUGAAUCUGGAGUUAUAUAUUAUAUACGACGUAGGUGAUGACAGCAGUUUAUCAUUAACCUGAACUCUGCAAGAAGCACAUAAGGAGAGAAAGAAGAAGAAAGCCAGAGAAGCAGCCAGGAUGGAACCCAUCAUAAGGAUCAACAAUGCUGCAGACAUCUCUGUUAUUGUUGUCUACUUUUUGAUAGUUCUGGCAGUGGGACUAUGGGCUAUGUACUCCACCAACCGAGGCACAGUGGGUGGGUUUUUCCUGGCUGGACGGAGCAUGGUUUGGUGGCCGAUUGGUGCUUCUCUAUUUGCCAGCAACAUUGGCAGUGGGCACUUUGUGGGAAUAGCAGGAACAGCAGCAGCUGGAGGAAUUGCCAUUGGAGGAUAUGAGUGGAAUGCUCUGAUAUUUGUGGUGGUUCUAGGAUGGAUCUUUGUACCCAUCUACAUCAAAGCUGGGGUGGUGACAAUGCCAGAGUAUCUGAGGAAGCGUUUCGGUGGGAAACGGAUCCAGGUCUACCUGUCAGUCCUUUCCCUGAUCAUAUAUGUUUUCACAAAGAUCUCAGCUGACAUCUUCUCUGGAGCUGUAUUUAUCCAGCUGGCCAUAGGGCUGAAUCUUUAUUUGGCCAUAAUUAUCCUGCUUUCUAUUACUGCUCUUUACACCAUCACAGGUGGCCUUGCAGCUGUGAUUUACACGGACACCUUACAAACGUUCAUCAUGGUACUGGGAUCCUUUAUUCUCAUGGGAUUUGCAUUUGCUGAAGUAGGAGGGUAUGAGGCUUUCAUGCAGAAGUACAUGGAGGCGAUUCCAUCCAACGUCUCCUAUGGGAACACGGCGGUGGAUCCCGCGUGCUACACUCCCCGCAGGGACGCCUUCCACAUCUUCCGAGACGCCACCAGCGGGGACCUGCCGUGGCCAGGGCUCGUCUUUGGCCUCAGCAUCCUUGCCAUGUGGUACUGGUGCACAGAUCAGGUUAUUGUCCAAAGAUGUCUCUCUGGCAAGAACAUGUCCCAUGUGAAGGCUGGCUGUAUCAUGUGUGGCUACCUCAAACUCUUGCCCAUGUUUAUCAUAGUGAUGCCUGGAAUGAUCAGCCGCAUUUUGUACACAGAUGUGGUGGCUUGUGUUGUGCCUGAAGUCUGUCAGCGCUACUGUGGCACCGCAGUGGGCUGUACAAACAUUGCUUACCCAAAAAUGGUAGUGGAGCUUAUGCCAAAUGGUCUGCGGGGUCUGAUGCUGUCAGUCAUGCUGGCCUCCCUUAUGAGCUCCCUGACAUCCAUUUUCAACAGUGCCAGCACUUUGUUCACGAUGGACAUUUACACCAAAAUUCGGACACGGCCAUCUGAGAAGGAGCUGAUGCUGGCUGGCAGGGCAUUUAUGUUACUCUUAAUUGGCAUCAGCAUUGCCUGGGUUCCUGUGGUGCAGUCAGCUCAGAGUGGGCAGCUCUUUGAUUACAUUCAGUCUGUUACCAGCUACCUGGGACCUCCCAUUGCUGCUGUUUUCCUGCUUGGUAUCUUCUGCAAGCGUGUCAAUGAGCAGGGUGCCUUCUGGGGCCUGAUCAUUGGGCUGCUGGCUGGACUCAGCAGGAUGAUUGCAGAGUUUGCCUACGGAACUGGCAGCUGUGUGGCCCCUUCCAACUGCCCCUUCAUCAUCUGUGGCAUUCACUACCUUUACUUUGCACUGAUCCUCUUCGGGGUUUCUGCCAUCGUCAUCCUGGCAGUCUCCUUCAUGACCAAGCCCAUUCCUGAUGUACAUCUUUACCGCUUGUGCUGGUCCUUGCGGCACAGCAAAGAAGAACGGAUUGAUCUCGAUGCAGAUGAGGAGCAGGACAGAGCUGAUGAAAAAGAUAAUGAAUCAGUUAAUGAGGAAAACCAGGAGGACCCGGGAUGCUGUAGGAAAGCUUACAACUGGUUCUGUGGCUUGGACCAACAGAAAGGUCCCAAACUGAGCAAGGAGGAAGAAGAGGCACUGAAGAAGAAACUGACAGACACCAGUGAAGUGCCACUGUGGAGAAACAUUGUGAAUAUCAAUGGCAUCAUCCUCUUGACUGUGGCUGUGUUUUGCCAUGCCUACUUUGCAUAACCCCCUGAUCACAGUCCUGAAAUUGUACUGCAUUGUUCAAGCAAAAAUGAUGGUUUGUAGAUUUACACAAUUAGAUACACACUGUAUUUUCAUCAUCUACAUUUGUAAAACAUCAGAGUGAUUUACUCACUGAUUUUGUGAUCAUAAUUUCAACAAUUCAAAGAUGAAGGCCACUGGGAUCUCAAGAGAAUUUCUAUUUAGACAUUGAACCAAUCCAGGGCUAACUGAGGUUCAGAAUUUCCAUCCAAUAUUCUCUCUGCUCAUGAUACAUUUCAUAUUUUAGGUUCAGAACAAGGCUGCGUGAGCCAUAUUUCAUAACAGGUUUUGUGAACUGUCUUUUAGGGUUCACGAUACUAUUUUGAUUUUCAACCUUUCCUCUGAUAAUUCAAUUUUCCUUUUCCUUUGGCUGUGAUAAUUUGAUUGCAACAAACUCACAACCACUGAGGGACUGUAUUACAAACUUGAAUUAAAACAUUGCUUUUGUCCCUCCAAACAUGGGAUAUCUUAAGUAAAGGAUUUUUGCAUAUAUCAAUGUAUUUGAUAUGAUAUAUAAUUUUCCAUUAUCAUUUUCCCCCCUUUUUCUCACUUUCCGCUGGGUUGUGUUUCUCAGUUGUCAGUGGAACACUAACCUCUGAAUUGAUCACAUUUUGAAACUGGGGAACACCUGUCUUGAUGAUCCUAAAAAGAAUUUUGCUUACAGUAGAUUAUCUGUUUAAGGUUAACAUCCAAAGGUCCUCCUCUCUUGAUAUUUUAAUAUAUACCUUUACUUGAAUGUGAAGCUUUUUAUACAGAAUACAUGUAUUAUAUAUACACAAGCAAUACAUUAUGUAUAUGCACUAUAUAUAUUAUAUAUAUUUAAAAUA